Messenger RNA from Labrus bergylta (ballan wrasse), 879 nucleotides. NCBI's taxonomy places the organism in Eukaryota, Metazoa, Chordata, Actinopteri, Labriformes, Labridae. The record is from RefSeq and is a predicted model, not a curated record.
UCAAAAAUGGACCCGAUAACUUUAACAGCGGGGUAGGAAGAGAGAGAAAAAAGCAAGUCUGGCAGCGGUCGAUAUUAAAAACAUGCAGAGGGAGACAAGCUCGGGGCCUUCCAGAGUCAGGAAAAAGACUUCGGAGAGCUGCGGACAGGAGAUGGGUAUGGCAUUUCUAUUCUCCCUCUGCCCAUUGAUUUGUAUAUGAAAACAUAGCGCUUUUUAUUCUCCCCCCUUCUGGGCUCUCCGCUUCUGAGUGAUCAGCUGAUGAAGAGACUAGCAGCUCGCCGCUAUGCUGGCUUGCUAAUUCUCUCCCCCACAGCUGCAGCCGAUCCUGAUAACCAGCCUGCAGAUUGCACUCAGCCCGAGUCCCGAGAGAACGGUUCCCUGGAGGAGAUGGAAGAGGACAUCGGUCUGAAAAAGCGUAAAAGCGAUCAGCCCGGGGAGAAAGAGCUGCGGGGCACGCAGGAGACGGGUGAAAAGGUGAAGAGGAAGCGAGGACGCCCGCCGGCUGAGAAGCUGCCUCCAAAUCCACCUGAGCUCACCAGAACGCUGAGCACGCUGGUCGAUAUGGUCAUCAACUACAAGGACGGCGUGGGUCGACAGAUCAGUAAGGGCUUUGUGCAGCUUCCCUCCAAGAAGGAGGUACCCGAGUACUACGAGCUGAUCCGGAAACCUGUGGACUUCAGGAGGAUCAGGGAACGUGUUCGCAAUCACAAGUACAGAAGUGUGGGCGAUCUGGAGAAGGAUAUUUUCCUCCUUUGUCACAACGCGCAGACCUACAACCUGGAGGGAUCUCAGAUCUAUGAGGAUUCAAUCGUCAUUAAGUCUGUGUUUGAGAGCGCGAGGCAGAGAAUCGUCACCGACGAGGGACAGAAAGGAAAUGUC